Molecule: messenger RNA, 3456 nt
Organism: Balaenoptera acutorostrata (minke whale)
Lineage: Eukaryota; Metazoa; Chordata; Mammalia; Artiodactyla; Balaenopteridae
Gene: PPP4R3B
Product: protein phosphatase 4 regulatory subunit 3B
Exons: 14
Coding region: 147-1886 (579 amino acids)
Biological process (GO): protein dephosphorylation; DNA damage response
Cellular component (GO): nucleoplasm; protein phosphatase 4 complex
Molecular function (GO): protein phosphatase activator activity
Source: RefSeq, a predicted model, not a curated record
UGAACCUUGGGAGCCAUGGUGAACUCGGGCCUCUCCGGAGCCGCCGCCGCCGCUGCCGCCACCGCCGCUACCGUCUCUCUAGAGUGAGGGGCGCGGACGAGGUGAGCAAGGAGGCGGCGGCUGCAGCUGUGGGGACAGCAGCCACCAUGUCGGAUACGCGGCGGCGAGUGAAGGUCUAUACCCUGAACGAAGACCGGCAAUGGGACGACCGAGGCACCGGGCACGUCUCCUCCACCUAUGUGGAGGAGCUCAAGGGAAUGUCGCUGCUGGUUCGGGCAGAGUCCGACGGAUCACUACUCUUGGAAUCAAAGAUAAAUCCAAACACUGCAUAUCAGAAACAGCAGGAAGAUGAGAAGUUUUUGUCUGAAGUUUUUGCACAAUUAACAGAUGAGGCCACGGAUGAUGGUAAACGCCGUGAAUUGGUUAAUUUUUUCAAGGAAUUUUGUGCAUUUUCUCAGACAUUACAACCUCAAAACAGGGAUGCAUUUUUCAAAACUUUGGCAAAGUUGGGGAUUCUUCCUGCUCUUGAAAUUGUAAUGGGCAUGGAUGAUUUGCAAGUCAGAUCAGCUGCUACAGAUAUAUUUUCUUAUCUAGUAGAGUUUAGUCCAUCCAUGGUCCGAGAAUUUGUAAUGCAGGAAGCCCAGCAGAGUGAUGACGAUAUCCUUCUCAUUAAUGUAGUAAUUGAACAAAUGAUCUGUGACACUGAUCCUGAGCUAGGAGGUGCCGUUCAGUUAAUGGGACUUCUUCGUACUCUAAUUGAUCCAGAGAACAUGCUGGCUACAACUAAUAAAACUGAAAAAAGUGAAUUUCUAAAUUUCUUCUACAACCAUUGUAUGCAUGUCCUCACAGCACCACUUUUGACCAAUACUUCAGAAGACAAAUGUGAAAAGGAUAAUAUAGUUGGAUCUAACAAAAACAGCACAAUUUGUCCCGAUAAUUAUCAAACAGCACAGCUGCUUGCCUUAAUUUUAGAGCUACUCACAUUUUGUGUGGAACAUCACACAUAUCACAUAAAAAACUAUAUUAUGAACAAGGACUUGCUAAGAAGAGUCUUGGUCUUGAUGAAUUCAAAGCACACUUUCCUGGCCUUGUGUGCUCUUCGUUUUAUGAGGCGGAUAAUUGGCCUUAAAGAUGAAUUUUAUAAUCGUUACAUCACCAAGGGAAAUCUUUUUGAGCCAGUUAUAAAUGCUCUUCUGGAUAAUGGAACUCGGUACAAUCUAUUGAAUUCAGCUGUUAUUGAGUUAUUUGAAUUUAUAAGAGUGGAAGAUAUCAAGUCUCUUACUACACAUAUAGUUGAAAACUUUUAUAAAGCACUUGAAUCGAUUGAAUAUGUUCAGACAUUCAAAGGAUUGAAGACUAAAUAUGAGCAAGAAAAAGACAGACAAAAUCAGAAACUGAACAGUGUACCAUCUAUAUUGCGUAGUAACAGAUUUCGCAGAGAUGCAAAGGCAUUGGAAGAGGAUGAAGAAAUGUGGUUUAAUGAAGAUGAAGAGGAGGAAGGGAAAACAGUUGUGGCACCAGUGGAAAAAUCUAAGGCAGAAGAUGAUUUUCCAGAUAGUUACGAAAAAUUCAUGGAGACUAAAAAGGCAAAGGAAAGUGAAGACAAGGAAAACCUUCCCAAAAGGACAUCUUCUGGUGGCUUCAAAUUUACUUUCUCCCACUCCACCAGUGCUGCUAAUGGAACAAACAGUACAAACAGUAAAUCUGUAGUGGCUCAGACACCACCAGCAAGUUCUAAUGGAUCCUCUUCCAAAACUACAAACUUGGCUACAUCAGUAACAGCCACCAAGGGAAGUUUGGUUGGUUUAGUGGAUUAUCCAGAUGAUGAAGAGGAAGAUGAAGAAGAAGAAACAUCUCCCAGGAAAAGACCUCGUCUUGGCUCAUAAAAUAUUUACUGGGGACCCUAAGCAUGUGGUUGUACAAAAAUGCUGCAACUGUUCAAUGAGCUGAAAAUCUGAAUCAGAAAGCUUUCUCACUUGAACUUAUAAAUAUACAAGGAAUAGCAAAAGACACUCAGUAUAUCAGCUAGGAGAGUUUAGUUCUGUAAAAAAAACAGGCUUCCCAGGAACUUGAUCGCUUGCUAGUAAUUAAGGGGUUUGCCUUUCAAGCUGUCAAAAAAAAAAGUUAGUAACCAGAACCUGGGAGAUAGCUUCUCAGCAAGGAAACUCUCAGGUUGUGGGACAGUUUAGGGGAGGGACAAAGUUGAUAAAAUAAUAUUAAUGCAGGGUUGCUCCAGGAGGGUUUCUGAUUUAGAAACAGUUAUAAAACUUCAGUUGCAAACCCAAUAAUAACAUUACUUGUAUAAUGGUGCUGGCCAUGUUGUUCUUUUAAUCAGUUGCCUCUUUUUAAAAGAAAUUUUUAUGGAAAACAAGUUCAACUAUCAUAAAUAAUGAAGUUAAGCUGUUGGGACCAUUUCUUUGAAGAUACAACAGAAAUUCAGCCUUACUGGUAGGUAGAGGGAAAUACACCCUGUAUUACAGCACAUGUUGAGUUUUCUACACCAGGAACUUUCAGUGUGUAUUUUGAUGAAAACAAACAAGCUGGAUUCAAAAUGGACAGUUUUGUUAAUAUAACUUUAAAAUCAGCACUUUUAGAGAUAACAGAUGCCAAGAAUCAGUACAGUAGUAUUCCAAAAUGAUUUUCUCUAGAAAUGGGAGUGGAUUGAACAGAAUGUUUUCAACUGCCUACCAGUACAAUCUUUUGUGGAAGAUACUUUGAAGUCACUUUCUGCUUUGUUAAUAAAGUUGUCUCUCUCCAGAGCUGCAGGCAAGUUUUAAAGUGUAAUUUAUAAAGACUAACAUACAAAGAAUAGUGCUGAAUUAAGUGGCAUUUAAUAUCUACAGGCCAUUUUGAUCCAAGAAGUUACUUCAGUGUCAGAGUAUGCAGCACAUGAAGCUUUUCCAAGAACUAACAAGGGUGUAAUAUGAAAGCUGCUUUUUUUUUUUUAAGAAUAAAAGCACAUUCCAUGUACGUAAAUGAAUUUAAAAUAAUAAACUGAGGCAAACAGUUAAGAGGUUUUAUUUUUAGAACAGCAAGUUAACUGUAAAUAUUUUAAUGUUAGUUUGCUCAUCUAUGAUCUGAGAUGCUGAAGUGAGAAAAACAUCCCCCAAACUACAAUUUAAUGCAUUGGGAAGAAAAAACCAAAAAACUAAAAAUAGUAAUUCCAGCUACAGUCUUCAGAUCACCCUUGUAAUGUGUUACGGGUCCAUUUUUCCUGGAAUAGCUUAAACUGAAGCAGUUUCCCCUGUUUUGGAGAUUUUGUAGUUAAUUUUAAUUUUGGCUAUUGUUUGGAAGAUGGGCUGUCUGUGUAGAUAUGAAGUAUAGUUUUUCCAUAAAACAGAUGUUUAUUUUGUAUUAAAAAUACCACUGUACUUGUUUUACACCAUUUGUAUACAUGUGGUGAUAUUAAUGCUGACCUGUAAAAUUCAGGAAUUAAAAUGUGACCCUGUAAUUCUA